This is a messenger RNA of Nematocida parisii ERTm1, 1290 nucleotides long. RefSeq lists its product as uncharacterized. The record is from RefSeq and is a predicted model, not a curated record. The transcript has a single exon. NCBI's taxonomy places the organism in Eukaryota, Fungi, Microsporidia. The coding region runs from base 1 to 1290 and encodes 429 amino acids.
AUGAAGUAUCAUAGCUUAACCAUUAGACCAAACAAUAUUUAUGUGCAAGAAAGCAUGGAAAAUGACACAAUUAUAAAGUCAGUCUCUCUCACACCGUGUGUAGCCAAGGAUAGUAUUAGAUCCAGUCUUAUUGCUGCAAUCGAUGGAGAAGAGGCAACUAUUUGUAAUCUGCUGACGAAUAAGAUGGAGAGUAAGACAUUGAACUUGCCACUAACAAAAGGUGUCCGUGUAGAGUUAAGAACUGAAGGAGAGAAUGAGGUAGAUGUUCUUUUCUUAGAAAUGGAUGAGGCUGAAGGAGUUACAGAUGAUGAAAAUGCAGUGUACAAGACCAUACAGAUCGCAGGGAGUACGAAGCAAAUAAUAAAUGAGUCUAAGCAAGUCAGGGUACUUAAUGUAUCCAUUGCUGACUCAGACACGCGUACAGGGCAGGAACCAACAAGAGUUGUAAUGAGGCGCAAGGGAGAGGAAGUAACCAUUGCAGAUUUAGAGGUUGGAAUAAAAGAGUGUGAAGUUGUAGACAUUCAAAUAGAUGAUGAAGUAGAAAUAGAAGUAAUUGGACUAAACACAGUAGAUCUAUUAGUACUAAUAAGUGAGAGGAGAGAAGAUGAAGAGUGUAAUGCAGAACACUGUGGUAUAGAAGAGUGCGAAGGGAGUAAAGCAGUAGAAGAGAAUACAAGCUGCCAUGCAGUACAGCACACAGAAGAAAGAGUUCCUGCUGAUUCUAUAACCUCAUCAAUCGAUGAAUCCUGCACAUGCGGUACCGGCCAGUGCAAGAACUGCACGUGCAAAAUAAAUUCAUCCGAGAGGAAGAGAAAGUGCUCUGAUCUGCCGAGUGAAGCAACCGAACAGACAGAAUCUUUAGAGACCAGCGAGCUCCCCAGUAAAAAGACUAAAUUAUCCGAGGACGUAAAUGUACCAAAUACUGAGCAGACACCCACCACAGCAUCUAAUGAGAGUGAGUGCAGUAAGAAACAACUAGAAGAAAUCCCAGAAAAUGAAGACUUGUCUAAUGCACAGAUUGACAUAAAAACCAUCUCUGAUGGAAUUGGCAGGCUAGUGGGAAAGAAAAGCUUUAUUUCUUCAGAAUACACGGUUUCAGGAAGUGGCACUGCAAAAGAAAGCUUUAAUGAAGUGGUUUUAGUAAGAAGAUUCCCUGAGCACAGCCACCUCAAGUACUUCUCAAAUGUAGUAAAAGGUUCACGAGAGGGUGCUGUUUUUAAGGCAACAGUGAAAACAGACAAGUCCAUAAAGGAAGUUGUUCUGAAUGUCGGCAAAAUUAAAACAGGCUAA